UUCAAAUCAUUCCUUCAGUGGAUAGCAUCGCGAUCGGUUCGCUUCGGUUCGGCUUGGUUUUUGGUAUCGCAGUAUCACAGUAUCGCAGUAUCGCAGUAUCGCUUUCCCGAGAUUCAGUGUCGAGUGAGAGUGCCAUGAAGCCUUAGAAACUAAGGAAGUCCCACAAACGAAUACAAACCCCCCAUAAACAGUUUUCCCAAUCGGUGCAAAAUGAGCCAGAGAGGUGACAACGGUCACACGAACAGUGGCUUCAACGGCGGCUCCGAGGUGUCCCUGGACAUCCCCACCAACACCCUGUACCACACCUCCAGGGACUGCAUCGUGCAGGAGGAGCAGGGCGCCAGCGAGAGCUGCUUAGAGGGGACCCAGAGCUGCUGCUCGAGCCUCUGGUCCAACAUCUUCCGGAAGAAGACGCUCUACAAGCGGUUCCCCAUCCUCGUGUGGCUGCCGCAGUACAAGAAGGACUACAUCUUCGGGGACAUAGUGGCCGGGGUGUCCGUGGCCCUGACCGUGAUCCCCCAGGCGCUGGCCUACGCAGGAAUAGCCGGACUGGACCUGCAGUACGGCUUGUACGCCUGCUUCCUCGGCUGCUUCAUCUACAUAUUCAUUGGAUCCAGCAAGGACGUGCCCAUUGGGCCCACGGCCAUUUCGGCCCUGCUGUCCUUCCAAAUCGCAGGAGGCAGCUGGCAGGUGGCCACGCUGCUCACCUUCCUCACAGGACUCAUCGAGAUCCUGAUGGGGGUCUUCCGCCUGGGAUUCCUCAUCGACUUCGUGUCCGGACCUGUGGGAGCGGGCUUCACCAGCGCCGUGUCCCUGAUCAUCUUCAGCUCGCAGAUGAAGGACUUCCUGGGCAUCAAGACCAGCGGAAACACCUUCCUGCAGGUGUGGAUCAGCAUCGUCAACGACAUCCACAACAUCAGCUGGCCGGACUUCAUCCUGGGCCUGAUCUGCAUCACCCUGCUGCUGAGCCUGAGGGCCCUGGCCAGUUGCUCCUUGGGUCCCAAGGAGGGCAAGACGCCCACCCAGAGGCUGCUCACCGGAAUAUUUUGGACAAUUGGAACUGCCCGAAACGCACUGUUGGUCUGCGGAACUGCUGGCCUUGGCUAUUGGCUGUUCGUCAACGGGAAGGAGAACCUCGUGAGGACUGUGGGCUUCGUGCCCAAGGGACUCCCCUCCUUCCAGCCUCCUCCCUUCCACAUGGACGCCGUGGUGAACGAGACCACCGGGGAGGUGCUCCAGGAGGCCCAGAGCUUCUGGGACAUGGUCAGCACCUUGGGGUCAGGACUCAUUGUGGUUCCCCUCAUCGCUCUUCUGGAAACCAUGGCCGUUGUGCAGGCCUUUGCUGAUGGCAAGCCCACGGACGCCACUCAAGAGCUGAUUGCCUCUGGGGUCUGCAACGUGGCCAACUCCUUUGUCCAGGGCCUCCGCAGCAACGGAGGAAUCGCCAGGGCCAUUCUGAACGCCAGUGGAGUGAGGACCCAGCUGUCCAACCUGUACACCAGCGUGAUCGUGAUCGUGGCCCUGCUCUACCUCACGCCCUGCUUCUACUACAUUCCUAAGGCGGCGCUGGCCUCAAUUAUCAUUGCGGCGGUGAUCUUCAUGGUGCAGUACCGAGUCAUCAAGCCGAUGUGGCACAGUAAAAAAACCGAUCUCAUCCCCGGUCUGGGAGCCUUUUUCGCCUGUUUGGUCUUGCCCCUGCAACUGGGCAUCCUCGUGGGCAUCGGCAUCAACGUGGUCUUCAUUCUCUACCAGGCAGCCAGGCCGAAGCUGCGCAUCGAAACGCUGGCGACAACUUCUGGCCUGAAGUACCUCAUGCUCACCCCCGACCGCUGCCUGAUCUUCCCCUCGAUGGAGUUCGUGCGCAAGGUGAUCAACAAGCAGGGGGUCAAGUCCACCCUGCCAGUGGUGAUCGACUGCACCCACAUCUACGGAGCGGACUUCACGGCCGCCAAGGUUAUCUCCACGAUGGUCAUGGACUUCAAGCAGCGCGAGCAGCCGCUGUUCUUCUACAACCUGCAGCCCCGAGUGGCGCAGGUCUUCGAGGGACUCAACAAGGACCUGGUGGUCAUCUACGACAUCACCACGCUGCACGCCAAGCUGGCGGAGAAGUCUUCAGUCUGAGGGAUCCAAAGAAAUCCGAGGGAGAUCAACGCCGCCACCUCGUGCUUAGUCUAAUCUCGCUCUAAGUCUCUAAGUCUUUGUUUUGGUUUAGUCUCUGCUUUAGUAUUACCUUAGUUUGCCCGCCGAGGCCAGCGACUAAAAUCUAGGCUGCCCACGCUCAUCGCCUAAGUUGAAGGUACAAUUCCAUUUGGCAUGCCCACCUUAAUUAGCAUUUAAGUUGCGCCAAUUCUCCGCUUUCGCAGAUGUCUGCACGGUAUUUAUAUUUAUUUGGCCUCUGGCGAAACGCUGUGAAUUUCGUUGAGCGAAACAUUCGGAGCCAGAGUUCCUCCCACCCGCGAUUUGCCGCUGUGCAUAGUAUUAUUUACGAAUAGCAAAUAAAGAGUAGCAUAAGUACUUAAAUAAAUCAAGUAAAUACUAAA
Messenger RNA from Drosophila ficusphila, 2540 nucleotides. Its product is annotated as sodium-independent sulfate anion transporter. Gene Ontology annotation, biological process: transmembrane transport. The record is from RefSeq and is a predicted model, not a curated record. NCBI's taxonomy places the organism in Eukaryota, Metazoa, Arthropoda, Insecta, Diptera, Drosophilidae. Gene Ontology annotation, cellular component: membrane. Gene Ontology annotation, molecular function: sulfate transmembrane transporter activity.